UCUCUGUUCACUCAAAGCAAUUUGUUUGCGAUCUCAGUUACAGGCUGUGAGAAUGAGAAUCACCCGUUCAUCUGCGCUGAUGGCACAAACUGCAUCCCUGCCAAACUGAGAUGCGAUGGCCACUAUAACUGCCCUGAUAAGUCCGACGAGAAAUAUUGCGCUGAAGAUCCACUUUCUAGCAAACUUGACGGUCCAAGAGGAGAGAAAGGUGAAAAAGGUGAAAAGGGUUCCAUGGGGCUCAAAGGAGAACCACUCAGAGGUCCGCCGGGUCCCCCAGGUCCCCCAGGACCUCCUGGCUCUUACAUUCUGGGUGGAGAGGGAACAGAAGCAGUCACUUUGACGGGAGAGGAGGGAUCUGGAGACGAUGAACAGUACAUUCGAGUACCGGAAACAGCAAGAUCCAAGCCGGAUCUCCGAGGUCCUGCAGGUCCACCAGGAGUCUGUUCAUGUGAUUUGGCUGAAAUGCUGAAGAGCAAUGAUUCACCACAACUGAAAUCCGUAUUGCAAAGUUUCAUUGGAAUAGAUAGUUCAAAACCAGUUGGAUUUCCAGGCCUACCAGGAGAUUUGAUCAAGUGUGAUACGACAACACUAGAAGGAGAAUCUGGAAUCAAAUGUUUGAAGGGAUCGAAAGGUGAACCAGGAAUAGAUGGCACACCAGGAGAGCCAGGGCCGGCCGGACCCCCUGGACCCCCGGGAACAAUCUCAUCUAGUGCUUUGGAGGGACUCAGUCAAGUGGAUGAGAAGUUAAUGAGGGCCGGAGCGCCAGGUCAGAAAGGAGAGGCUGGUCAUGAUGGAACACCCGGACUCCCUGGCGAACGGGGGUCACCUGGAGAGAAGGGCGACAAGGGUGAUACAGGUCUUGCAGGAGAAAAAGGAGAGCGGGGUGACAGAGGGGAUCUAGGCCUUCCAGGACUGAGAGGAGAUCCAGGAAGUAAGGGUGCAGACGGAAAGGAUGGAGCUCCAGGAGAAAAUGGUAGAGAUGGUGAGAAAGGUCAAAAAGGUGAUGCUGGUCCUGCUGGCCCCCCAGGUCCCCCAGGAAACGCAAUACCCAACUUGGGCUCCGCUACAGGGAAGACAGGCAGUGAAGAGAGAGUUAAAGGUGAUAAGGGUGACAAAGGUGAUAAAGGGGAGAAGGGAGAUGUUGGCAGUAUUGGUGCGCCUGGACCCCAAGGACUAACAGGUUUACCAGGUUCUGUUGGGUCGCCCGGUGAAAGAGGUCUUCCGGGAGAGCUCGGCCCAAUGGGUCCAGCAGGCAUAAAAGGGGAGCCGGGUCCCCCAGGCAGUCCGGCAUCCGUUUCUAGUUCAAAAGGCGAGAAGGGAGACCGGGGAUUGCGGGGCAAAAGAGGCAAGCCAGGAUUACCAGGACCUCCCGGGAAGCCAGGUCCCGUGGGAGAGAUAGGACUGCCUGGAUUUCCUGGUAGGUCGGGUGUUGGCACAGCUGGUGCCAAGGGUCAAAAAGGAGAACCAGGCAUAAUAAAGACUACACUGGGAGAAACCGUCCUUAUAAAGGGAGAGAAAGGAGAACCUGGAGUUCCUGUAAUUAUCAACACCAAUGAAGACGGAGUGAAAUUUGUUCCUGUUCCUGGACCUCCUGGUCCACCUGGUGCUCCUGGUCCCUCAGGACCUCAGGGAUCUCCGGGAGUGUCAGUUAUUGGUCAGAAGGGAGAGCCAGGACCACCAGGAACUGUAUUUGGCCAGCCAAAGCUAAUAGGUGCAAAUUCACAGGGAAAACCAGGCCCUCCUGGACCUGCUGGACCCCCAGGACCUCCAGGAACCCCAGGAUCUACUGAACCAACAAGAAUAGUUCCCGGAGCUGUCACAUUUCAAAAUCAAGAUGAUAUGUUGAAGAUGACAUUGGUCAGCCCUGUUGGAACUCUGGCUUAUAUUAUUGGAGAGGAGGCGCUCUUGGUGAGAGUGAACAACGGAUGGCAGUAUAUUUCUCUUGGUUCAGUGGUACUCCUCACAACAGAGCCUCCUCCUACCACUACAACUGAAAUGACUUCAACUCCUUUUGAAGCUUCCAAUUUAGUCAAUAAUCAACUUAUCCCUGCCAAGGAUGGGCCUGUGUGGAACCCAAAACUGCUGCGCAUGGCUGCUCUGAAUGAGCCUUACACGGGAGACAUAAAGGGACAGCGUGGAGCUGACUACGCCUGCUACAGGCAAGCGAGGAGAGCCGGGCUCCGAGGAACAUUCCGCGCAUUCUUGUCUUCCAGAGUUCAGAAUUUGGACUCCAUUGUCAAAUUUUCCGACCAAGAGUUACCUGUUGUGAAUAUCAAGGGGGACGUUUUGUUCAACUCAUGGAAAGAUAUAUUUAGUGGCAAUGACGCAUUCUUCUCUCAACAGCCGAGAAUAUACAGCUUUAGUGGUAAAAAUAUACUGACAGAUCUCUCAUGGCCGCAGAAGUUGGUUUGGCAUGGAUCGCACAAGUCGGGAGAGAGAGCGAUGGACUUGUACUGCGAUGCGUGGGACUCGGACAGUGCAGACAGAUUCGGGCUGGCCUCCCCCCUCCUCCACGGACGCCUGCUACAGCAGGACAAGUUCUCCUGCAACAACAGGUUCGCCGUCCUCUGCAUCGAGGCAACCAGUCAGCCCAUCAGGCGCAGGAGGCGCAGACGGAAGAGGAGAGAUGCACCAGUAUGACCAAUCGAAAGCUAGUGGAUGCGCACCAUCAAUAUUCUAGAUGAUAUGUGGCUAUAUGGACAAAGCUAUUGGAACAAUCUUUAUAGACACUUAUUCAAAUUGCCAAACCAGUUUUAACUAUUAUUCUUCGAAAUAAAUGUAAUUUCCUAUCAUACGUGUGUAAGUGAUCGAUAAUUUAAUUAACGAACUUGUAUGAAUAAGAGUUAUGAAUGUCGAAUGU
Messenger RNA from Nilaparvata lugens (brown planthopper), 2860 nucleotides. RefSeq names its product collagen alpha-1(XVIII) chain. NCBI's taxonomy places the organism in Eukaryota, Metazoa, Arthropoda, Insecta, Hemiptera, Delphacidae. Bases 232 to 2640 code for a protein of 802 amino acids. The record is from RefSeq and is a predicted model, not a curated record. The transcript has 21 exons.